Messenger RNA from Cornus florida, 1615 nucleotides. Its product is annotated as aspartyl protease family protein At5g10770-like. Bases 127 to 1446 code for a protein of 439 amino acids. NCBI's taxonomy places the organism in Eukaryota, Viridiplantae, Streptophyta, Magnoliopsida, Cornales, Cornaceae. The record is from RefSeq and is a predicted model, not a curated record. Gene Ontology annotation, molecular function: aspartic-type endopeptidase activity. Gene Ontology annotation, biological process: proteolysis. The transcript is spliced from 2 exons.
AGACCCCAAGUCGUCCCCGAAUUCUUAUUAACAAUUUUGCUACUCUGUGUAUGUAUGUAUGUGUGUGUGUGUGUGGGAGAACCAUAUACAUAAAACCAGUAUAGCAGUUCCAGAGGUGUAGGAGAAAUGGGGUUGGGUUGGUUCCUCGCUUCUUUCUUCCUGUUUGCAACAUCUUCAUUUGCAGAAGCAGAGGAAGGACUUGACCAUUCAGCUUUGCACAUGACCUUGCAUCAUGUGCGUGGACAUGGCUCACCUCUAACCUCCCAGUCUCCACCAUCCAUCUCCGAGUUACUAUCUCGGGACCAAGCACGAGUUAAGCAUCUGAACUUCAGACUCACUAACAAAUCAGAACACCUUUUUGGACCAAAGUCCAUUAGCACACCCGUGAACCCUGGCGAGUCUAUUAGUUCUGGCAAUUACUAUGUUGAGAUUGGCCUUGGCACUCCACCCAGUGACUAUCCUGUGCUUGUCGACACAGGCAGCACCAUCUCCUGGCUGCAAUGCAAGCCUUGCGAGGUGUCUUGCCAUGAUCAGGUCGUUCCUUUUUUCGACCCCUCUACGUCCAGCACCUACAAAACGUUAUUGUGCACAACACCCGAGUGCAAUUCCCUUGAUAACCGUGCUUGCACUACCUCUGACGAGUGCUUGUACAAGGUUACCUAUGGGGACAAAUCUUUCACUAGUGGCUACUUGAGUCAGGAUUCACUGACCCUAACCCAGUCAGAAACGCUGCCUAGUUUUGUGUUCGGGUGUGGCCAGGAUAAUGAAGGGUUGUUCGGUAAGUCUGCUGGUCUUUUUGGCCUGGACCGCAACAAACUCUCCAUGUUCUCUCAAUUGUCAUCCAAAUAUGGAAAUGCCUUCUCCUACUGCCUCCCAACAGCACACGGAGGCACUGGAGGCUCAUUGUCCAUAGGGAGGGAUUCAUUGAUGGGAUUUUCCUACGAGUUCACUCCAAUGCUUACUGAUUCUCAAGGGGGCGGCUUUUACUUUUUGAGUUUGUCGGCGAUUGCAGUGGCAGGCAGGACACUGGGAGUGGGAGAGGCCGAGUACCAGGUUCCAACAAUUAUAGAUUCUGGGACGGUGAUCACUCGCUUGCCUACGUCAGUGUAUGCUGCGCUCAGGGAUGAGUUCACAAAGAUAAUGUCCUCAAAGCAUGAGACUGCCCCGCCUUCUGCAUUAUUCGACACAUGUUAUACAGGGAGUUUGAAAGAAAUGUCAGAUGUGCCUCAGGUUCGGAUGGCGUUUCAAGGAGAGGCUGACCUCACUCUUCCGCCUCAAAACAUUCUGUAUGAUGUGGCUGAGGAGGGCAUUACAUGCUUGGCCUUCGCAGGAAACUCGGACUUGGGUGAUAUCGCCAUUAUUGGAAACCAUCAGCAUCAGACAUAUAGUGUGGCUUAUGAUGUCGCCAAUUCAAGAAUUGGGUUUGCUCCUGGGGGCUGCAACUAGUUAUUUAAAUGAAAUUAACUUUAUGUAGUAGAUCAAUAAAUAUGGCAUCUCAUGAAAUGGAGCAACUGAACCAUUUCUAUAUGAUACAUGAAGAUCUCAUGAUCUUGAAUUGCUCUUGUUUGGAAGCGUCAAUCCCAGCAUAAACAACGGAUCAAAUUAUUUUAUGGUA